Thamnophis sirtalis is the source of this 886-nucleotide messenger RNA. The record is from RefSeq and is a predicted model, not a curated record. NCBI's taxonomy places the organism in Eukaryota, Metazoa, Chordata, Lepidosauria, Squamata, Natricidae.
AUUGUGACGCCUGAAUGGUUGCCGCCAGUGUGGCUCCCGCUCAGGUCAGCUCGGCUCCCGCGCGGGCUCGGCGCAGUCAAGGCGCCGCAAACCCAACCAAGAAAUGGGGUUCCGCAAAACGGGAGGCGCGUGCACGCUCGCCUUCUUGCUGAACCUGCUGUUGAACCUGCUGCUAGCCGAAGAUGAGCACGGCCACGGCUUCCACGAGGAGCACGAGCCCGGCUUCCACGAGGAGCAUGGCCACGUCUUCAACGAUGAGCACGGCCACGGCUUCGGCCUUGAGCACGACCUCGGCUUCAACGACUCGCUGUCCCUGGAAGCGGCUUUGGCCGAGCCUAUCGUGAGGCUGGUGGACUCGGGUGAAAAUUUGACAGAACCUAAAGAAGUAGAAUUUGGAGAAUGCACUGUUACGUGUGGUAUUGGCAUUCGAGAAGUUAUAUUAACCAAUGGAUGUCCUGGAGGUGAAACAAAGUGUAUUGUUCGUGUUGAAGAAUGCAGAGGACCAGCUGAUUGUGGCUGGGGCAAACCUAUUUCUGAGAGUCUUCUUAGUGUGAAGAUACCAUGUAUAUUUGUACCUCCAGAAAAUCGAUUUCAAUACAUUUGGAAAAUGUUGAUUCCAGACCAACAAUCACUCAUUAUUCCUAAUGAUUCAGCUAUUUUGGAAGUACACAGAGAUACUCAUCCCGUUGCAUUUGAGUGCGAUACAAUAGAACAUGAUGAAUUGAUUGCAUCUGUAAAAUACACAGUUUACACCACAGCUGAGCUGGAAACAAGACGUUUGAAGAAGCCAAGUACAGAUAUCGUAUUGGUAUUUGUCCUCAUAACUGGAGUUAUAGUUUGUGUUGGAGUUAUCUUCGCAAUAACCUUCAUCAUUCUUAAUUGGUAG